This is a messenger RNA of Styela clava, 1598 nucleotides long. Its product is annotated as calsenilin-like. The record is from RefSeq and is a predicted model, not a curated record. Lineage: Eukaryota; Metazoa; Chordata; Ascidiacea; Stolidobranchia; Styelidae. Gene Ontology annotation, cellular component: voltage-gated potassium channel complex. Gene Ontology annotation, molecular function: calcium ion binding; potassium channel regulator activity. Gene Ontology annotation, biological process: regulation of potassium ion transmembrane transport.
GUGUUUAAUAAAUGGAUGUUCGGAAAUACGCACAAUCUGUCUAUAAAAAUAUAGUAGAGAAAUUAUUAUUUGUCUCCGCAUAAAGUUCCAAAACAAUGACUGAGUUUAAGGAGGGAACACAUCCAUUCCAAGACCAAUCGUUUCGCUUUGCUGAUGCUGAUACGUCACGGAGUAGUGAAGUUACUCUGGAAGGGAUUCCAAAAGCACAAACUCUCAACGAUUUUAACUGGGAAGCACAAGAAAUGGAACCGGUUCUAGAAGAAAGUUCGGUUCGAAAUUCAGUUACAGAAUUGCUAGUAUCAAAGGAAGAUAAACCAAGUGGAGACAUAACCAUGGAAGACUGUGAAAAAUCAAGAAUGCGGGAUCGCAUGAUAUACAAAAGACAGAAGACGGAACAGGUAAAAAGCCCAAUCAUAAAAGAGAAAAAGAAGCGACGAGAUUUCCGUGAAGCGCUUUGCGAUGGUCUUGCAAGACUUCUAGAUGACAUCACAGACCUGAUAAAUGGACGAACCCGAGAUGCCGAAGGUGAUGAAGUUGAGUACGGUCCAAUACGUUACGUUCCACAUAGUUUGAGUUCCCUUACUCAAACAACUAAAUUUACUAAAGAAGAGCUCAAGUCGAUGUAUCGGACAUUUAAAAAUGAAUGUCCAUCGGGUGUGGUAUACGAAGAUACUUUUAAGUCUAUUUAUUCGCAAUUUUUUCCUUCUGGAGAUUCCAAUAUGUAUGCGCAUUAUCUGUUCAACGCUUUUGAUGACAAUCAAGAAGGUUAUAUUUGUUUCGAGGAUUUUGUGAUGUCUCUAUCUUCUCUUCUCCGUGGAAAGUUUGAAGAAAAAUUACAAUGGAUUUUCAAACUUUAUGAUAUCAAUCAUGACGGAUUUAUCACGAAAGAGGAAAUGCAAGAUAUUGUGAAGUCGGUAUAUUCGCUGACAGGGUCUGAAGAUGACGAAUCUUCGCCUGUUUAUUCAUACAUGGAACAUGCAAAUCGCGUCUUCCGUAAAUUGGAUCAAAACAAUGAUGGCUACGUUACAUAUCCAGAAUUUGUCGAGGCAUGCAGUAGAGACCCUACCGUUGUCGCCUCGUUGAAAGUUUUUGAAACAGCAUUCUGACAAAAAAUGGUGAUAUAAUAAUAAUGAUCCAGACAAUAUAAAACUUUUCACAAAAUUGAACAUGAGAGUAAAACAAUUACGUUUGCGUAUAACAUUCACGCUUUGCUAGCCUACCGAAACUUGCCAUAUUUAUGUAUACCGGUAACAAGUAAAAUCUUACCAGAAGUUCUCUCAAAUGAUCAGUGGUGGUAAAACGCUGGUAUUUGUUCCAUAUGAUGUUCGACGGUUGGGUGUAUUCGUAACUUAACUUCAAGUUGGAUAUUACAGCCACGUACGAUUUUAUAUAGCCUUUAUACUACAGGAUGGAUUGUAUCUGAUUUUGCUAUUGGAUCAGCAAAACACUGUUCGGCUAAAUAGCCUCAAAUCAGACUCCGUUGCGCCAAUUAUCAUCCCAUAUUUCGAUUUACUGUUAUUGUUGCAAUGUUACAUACUUUAUUAUUUUUUGCAUAACUUUCGUCAUGUAUUUUCUGACUAAUAAAACAAUUGACUGAA